Dendrobium catenatum is the source of this 1237-nucleotide messenger RNA. RefSeq lists its product as uncharacterized. The record is from RefSeq and is a predicted model, not a curated record. Bases 110 to 1027 code for a protein of 305 amino acids. The transcript is spliced from 5 exons. NCBI's taxonomy places the organism in Eukaryota, Viridiplantae, Streptophyta, Magnoliopsida, Asparagales, Orchidaceae.
GCCGCUCACCUCAACAAAAGCUUUUUUAACCUUUUUUUUUUUCUUCCUCCUCUGCUCAGGUUUCUCGGUUAAUCUGUCCGUCUCGAUACGGAAAAAGCAGGAGAAGAGAAUGGAGAGGAGCACGCCGGUGAGGAAGACGCACACCUCGACGGCAGAUCUGCUGUCCUGGUCGGAAACGCCACCGCCUGCCGAUCCUCCGGCGCCGGAUUACUCCGCUCGCCGUUCUCACAUGCCGUCGAGUGGGAUCAGCCCUGCGUUGUUCGGGGGGAAGAUGACUGAGGAGGAGGUGGAGAGUGUCAACAAAAGGAAACCUUGCUCUGGUCCCAAGUUAAAAGAGAUGACCGGUAGUGGUAUCUUUGGGGUUGACAACGAAGAUGGUGUAUCAGAGUCGGGUAGUUCAUUGGCAAAUUCUAGUAGCAGAACAUGUGUAAGAAUUUAUCAGCAAGCAACAAGCGGCAUCAGUCAAAUCUCAUUUAGUGCUGAGGAGGGUGUUUCCCCAAAGAAACCAAUCUCACUUCCAGAGGUGGCAAAGCAGCGAGAAUUAAGUGGAACUCUUGAGAGUGAAGCUGAUGCUAAAGUGAAGAAACAACUAUCUGAUGCAAAGAACAAAGAACUAAGUGGGCAUGACAUCUUUGGUCCUCCUCCUGAGAAUCCUCCCAGGCCUUUAGCUGCACGGAAUUUAGAACUGAAAGGUCAGCUGGACUUUGGUGAGCCCACACUGCGCAGCAUACAUACAUCAGUAAAGGUCUCUAAUCCUGCUGGAGGCCAAAGCAACAUAACGUUGAGCGAGGAGCCCGUGGACAAAACAGCAAAGAAAAUCCACAACCAGAAAUUCCAGGAGCUAACUGGCAAUGACAUUUUUAAGGGCGAUACGGCGCCGACAUCAGCAGAGAAGCCACUGAGCUCUGCAAAGCUGAAAGAAAUGAGCGGCAACGACAUAUUUGCCGAUGUUAAGGCAGCCUCUCGUGACUACUUUGGAGGGGUCAGAAAACCUCCAGGUGGUGGAAGCAGUAUUGCUCUCGUUUGAUUUCUAAUUUCAGAUAUUUUUCAUCUCCCCUAUCGGCUUUCUAAUCUUUAGUUUCGUUUUGGUGAUGAUUUGGGUGUUCUAUUAGAUCUUGUUUUCAGAAUAUCUGUACUUUGAUUAUUACUUCUUUGCCUCUCUGCUUGUCUCUGUGUGUGCUUGCUAGGAGAUUUAGUUCAACUGUUUUAAUGAGCUGAUGCAUGUGGAUGUUUUCUA